AUGUCAUAUUCCUCAGUAACAAGCGAACCAGAAAAUGCCACAACCAUAGAUAGCAAAAGAGGAUUAGAUACACACACUUCACCUCUAACUGGAGGUCAAAGGAGUCGUUCAGAUUUGAAGAGACAUAGUUUAUUUAAUAAUAAUUCCAACUCAAUCAACCCUGAAAAACCUCAACAUAUAAAAAUUGGUUUACCUUUUAAUUCUCAAUUAUCCAAAAACUUAAAUAAUGAACAAGAAUUAUAUGGCUCACAUAAUCGUAAAACUAUAAAUGAAAUAUGGGAGAUGGCAUGGGUUGAAAAAGAUAAAUUUAGCAAGAAAUUUUGGUUUGUCUUUGUCAUAACCCUACUCACAUUUUUUGUAUUGACAUUAUCCGGAUUUGUAAUUUAUCUAUAUUACACAAAUGAAGAUUGA
Messenger RNA from Funneliformis mosseae, 411 nucleotides. The record is from the annotation of a GenBank genome assembly. Lineage: Eukaryota; Fungi; Glomeromycota; Glomeromycetes; Glomerales; Glomeraceae.